UUUUGAGACCGUCAUUGGUUCAAAUAAUUAUUUUAUCUAAUUGCCUUUUUUUUUUACAUAGACGAUAUUUCUGUUAAAUUGUUGUUCUUGGUCGACAAAAGACAUGUCCUGCUGACCAAUUAAUCGAAUAAAAGGGGGGCGUGGCAAAAGCUUUCAAAACUACUACUCACUACGAAUCAGACCCAAACUACACUCACAAGAGUACACCUGCACGGGAGUCCAGUUCAUGCAAAAACUACUAUUCAUGCAGAAAAAGGUCUAAGAAAUGGGUGUGCAAAAAUAUAGCCAAAAAAUAUUGCUAUAGUUUAAUGUGAUGAUACAGUAUCGAUAUCAUGGGCUGCUGUAUCGAUAUAUCGCCAACAGUAUUUUAUGGUAUAUUUUACAAAAUUAUUUUGUUACAGAGCUACAGUUUUGGAGGAAGAAAACUCAUUUAUGCAACAUAGUUGACAUUUUCAUUGUUUUGAGGAUUAAAAUGUUUGGGUUUCAUAUAAACUUUGCACAAGAAGUGGUUUUAACAGUUUUAGUAUCACAGCAGUGAUUUAGACUUUUUAAUUGAAAUGUAUCUAAUUGAUUUGAAAUAUAUUGUACUGAAUCGAAAGUUCAGUGUAUCGAGAUAUGUAUCGUAUCGUGGUCCAUGUAUUGAGGUAUGUAUCGUAUCGGCAAAUGUUAGCUUUGUGACAUUAUAAUGGAUAAUUAAAAUACUAAAAAUAAACUAUAAGGUAAAUCAGUUUCCUCUUUAUAUUUGUGACUCUCUCAUUCCACAUCCUGAUUGUGAUUCUAAUUUUACCACAAAGGGCUACUUUUACUGCUCCCAGUUUUGGUGAACUACACACAAUUGGGAAGUUUUGUCAGAAAAAUUAUUAUUGAUACUUUACAGUGACAUUACACUGCAGAUGUUCUGCAUGUACUAUGCCUAUGGUGGACUUUUAAGCUGUUACAUUGGUGACACAAUGCACAUAUGAGCAAACACUGUCAAAAAAGCAUUUAGAAGAGAAGAAAAAAUACAAAAAUGUAUAUUUUUUUAUCAUAUCGCCCAGCCCUACUGCAAAGGAUCGAUUUUUUUCACAAAUCGUUGUGCUUUUAGUGUUGAUUUGUGUGACCUAAAGAUCUUUGCUUCAGAUUAGUUUGAUUUUGGCCUGAAACUGAAGCACAAUGUCGAGUCGGAGGAAGUCCACCACGCCAUGUAUGGUCCUCAAACAGGAAGCAGUCGAGUCGGACCAAGAAGACCUCUGCACCGCCAACCAAUCAGAGCGCAGCUCUGCCAGAGGGGGCGGGGCCACUGUCAGAGCUUUGGACAGUGAUGAUGACAUCAUGCAGGCUGACUUCUUUCCAGUGGGAGGAGGCGCAUCGGAGGGUGGAUAUGAGUGUAAAUACUGCAGCUUCCAAACGUCUGACCUGAACCUGUUCACGAGUCACGUGGACACGGAACAUCCACACAUCGUCACCAACACCUCGUACGAGUGUGUGGAGUGUGACUACAGCACCAAGAGUUACGACACGCUGCAGGCCCAUAAUGCACGCUGUCACCCUGGGGAGGAGAGCUUCACACGCACCAUGCUCACGAGGAACAACCAGACGGUUUUUCAGCAGAGCGUCAACGACCUCACGUUCGACGGUAGCUUCGUCAAAAUGGAGGAUGGUGAAAGUGAAAGCUCUGCCCCGCCCAUCACCAUGAGCCACACCCCCAUCAUGAGACAGAAGGUCCACGGCAACAAGAAGUUCACCAAACUCCUGACCCAUGACAUCAUCAAAGUGGAGAGCGAUAGCGAGGAAGACUACGACAGCAAAGAAAUGCCUGUGCUAAGCCCCGCCCCCAUGACCCCCGUGACCCCGGUGACCCCAGUUGCCCCUGUGGCGCCGCGGCUGGUCUCUGUUCCUCCGAGUCUCGUCGUGAACGGCUCCAGCGUGCUGCAGGUCAAAGGGACAGGAGGCGGGGCUAGUGGAAUGUUAGCACCUGGGACAUUAGCUCAGGUGCUCUCGGCGCUUCAGGGACACACGGCUCCGAGCGCGCCCCAAACUCAGCUCCUCAUUCCUGUCAGCAGCAUCCCCUCCUACAGCCCCGCCAUGGACAACAACGUGCUUCUCAUUGGAGCCUACAACAGGUUCCCGUACCCGUCACUGUCGGAGAUCUUGGGUCUCUCGUCUCAGACGAAAUUCAGUGAAGAACAGAUCAAAGUUUGGUUUUCGGCUCAACGACUGAAGCACGGAGUGAGCUGGACCCCAGAGGAGGUGGAGGAGGCGCGGCGUAAGAAGUUUAACGGCGCUGUGCAGGCUCCGCCCACCAUCACAGUGAUCCCGGCGAGCCUGGCAUCCGGGGGGCUCCAGUCGCUGUUUCAGACGUGUCACAUCGUCGGGCAGCCGGGGCUCGUGCUAACGCAGGUACCUGCUAACGCUAACGGGAACGUGCUGCCCGUAGCCCCGCCCCUCACCCUCACCGUCACAGGCGCUGUUCAGAACAACCAAACCGGUAACCAGCCCCCCGCCUCCGAGCCCGCCGAGACUCAAACUAAGACCGAGAUCGCCUCAGGACUUGACCAGAGUCCCACCAAACCCAAGAAGUCCAAAGAACAGCUCGCUGAGCUCAAAGCCAGCUACAGCCGCCGGCAGUUCGCCACAGAGGCAGAGAUCUCACGGCUAAUGCAGGUGACUAAACUGUCCAAACGCGCCAUAAAGAAGUGGUUCAGCGACACUCGAUACAACCAGAGGAACUCGAAGGACCACCACGGACUGCCCCCCCUGGAGACCCCUCUCCGAGCCGGCUCUGGUCCCAGCUCUGGUCCUGGGUCUGGUCCUAGGUCUGGGAGUAGAAUCAUCGAGCCAGGGCUCAGCGAAGGAGGGUCAGAGCCGGACUGUAAACCGGGUCUGAGUGGGACCAUUGUAAUUGACUCGAGCGACGACACAGAGGGAUCUCCGAGCUCCAGAGAGACCAGGGCGUCGGCAUCGCGCAGCCCCUCUGACCUCAGGGCUAAGUUCAGAAACGCUUUCCCAGACUUUACACUGCAGAAGUUUAAGGAGAAGACUCCAGAACAGCUGAUGGAGCUGGAAGCAAGUUUCCAGAAGAACCCCACUCCUACUGACGAGGAGCUGAGCCGUCUAAGAGCUCAGACCAAACUCACCCGACGAGAAGUCAACGCCUGGUUUACAGAGAGACGCAAACUGCCCUCAGAAGAACCAGACCACAGAGAUCACACCCCCACAGAACAGGCUGCAGAGGACUGUCCCUCCUCCCCCCAGCAGAGGGCGAGUGGGGGCCGGCGGGCAGUGAAAAAGACCCUGGCCCAGCUACACGUGCUGAAGAAGGCAUUCAUCAGGUCACAGUGGCCCUCGCCAAACGAAUACGAACGACUCGCCAAAGAGACCGGCCUUCCACGCUCCCACAUCGUCAACUGGUUUGGAGACACACGCUACGCCUGUAAGAACAGCGCUCUCAAGUGGUAUUAUCUGUACCAGAGCGGCAAGGUGGAUGAAGCGUUAAAUGGAGGAGCGAAGAAGAAAUCAAGGAAGCGUUUUCGAGGCUGGUCCCGACGAAGGAGAGCUCCAAGUAAACGCUCAACGCAGGACUUCAGAGCAGUGAAGGUCAAGUCGGGGGUGUGGUUUCUGAAGGAGUAUUACCUGCGACACCAUGGCCUCAGCGAGAGAGACCUGGACGAGCUUGUCUCCAAGUCUGGACUCAGCUAUGAACGAGUCCGAGACUGGUUCAACCAAGUCCAGACUCGAGAGCAGCAAGGCCUACAGGGCUUCAGCGAGGAGGAGGCCACAACGGACGAAGAGGAGGCUGAGGAAGAGGAGGAAGAAGAAAGAGAAGAGGGAGAGGGGGGAGAGGAAGAGGCUGCAGAAGCUGAAGAGAUGGAUGAGCUGUCUGAAGAGGCAGAGAGAGGAGAGGAAGAGGGCAUGGAGGAGGAGGAGGAAGGGGAGGACGACGACGAGGAGGAAGGAGAGGAGGGAGAGAGAGGAAAAGAAGAGGACAGUGAGGGAGAGAUGGAGUUGCAGGAACAUGAAACACAGGAGGGAGGAAACAGCCAAUCACAGACGGAGGAGGAGCAGGGCAGCCAAUCACAGACGGAGGAGGAGCAGGGCAGCCAAUCACAGACGGAGGAGGAGCAGGGCAGCCAAUCACAGACAGAGGAGGAGCAGGGCAGCCAAUCACAGACAGAGAAGAGGCAAAGCAGCAGCCAAUCACAGCCUGUCACCGAGGAGCAGACAUGAGCAGGUGAGGGACUCAGGGAGGGCAUCUGACACACACAGGGAGGGCAUCUGACACACACAGGGAGGGCAUCUGACACACACAGGGAGGGCAUCUGACUCAAUUCUCUGUCUCUCGCAGGAUGAAAAGACAUUUCUUCUGAACCAAACGGACUUGAGUUUGGGUUCAAGGACUGAGCCCUGGUUUAAGCCUGGAUCCUAACCGGACUAGGAUGGGGUCCUUUUGAAAACCAAACCACUGCGUUUAUUCUGAACAUUUUACUGAAAACUUUGUAAAGACUGAAACAUUUUUAAGACGCUCACAAAGUUCCAAAAGCAGGAAAUGUUUCUCUCAAGGAAAAUACGUGUGUGCCACUUCGUUUUUACCGCGUGGAACCUGUUUGGACAUUUAAGGUGGAAUAGGUGUUUCUGAGGUUUUGUUUUUGAGUGAAACUGACCGGACAAGUCCACCUUAAAAAAAAACAACAACAAAAGAUUAAUUUGAAUGUAACAGAAGGAAAAUGCCAGGAAUAAACUAGGACUAAAACCAGGACUAAAACUGGGACUAGAAGCAGGACUGAACCAGGACUUAUACCAGAUUUAAACUAGCAAAAGUAGCAUGUUAAAGCUUUUCUCGAUUCAUUUCAAGAUUUUUUUUCAACCCAAAUAUUUCGGUUAAAAUUUAAACUUCUGAAACCAAUGCUUCAGGAAAACCUCACUUUACCUCAAAGUCAGCGGUCCAAACCAGGCUCUCACUGGGAGGGCAUCUGACACAGGGAGGGCAUCUGACACAAAGGGACACAAGAGGACGGGAGAGUGUCUGACACACAGGGAUACAGGUGUUACCUCAAACUGACUAGUCUAAGCCAGGCUCUGCAGGUCACUCAUACCCUGAGGAUGGGACGGCAUCUAACACACUGAUACCUGGAGUUUGAAUGCUGCAGAUUUAGUCUGGUUCCAUUUAGUGAUGUCAUGAAGUGUUCUCCAGAAAUGCUCACCAGCUAAACUCAGCAGCUACCAUUUUAGCCUUAUUUAAACUGCUCCUCGCUCCCGGACACGAGCCCUCCAUUCAUUUACAACAUCAGAGAUAAGUGAAGUGUAGAGCAGCUGGACAGAGUGGGGAUGACAGGGCGAUGUCUGUACCGACUGUGCCUCCUGUGUGAGUGAGGUGCAGAGUCUUGAGCCCCACUGCGCUGAUGCCGUCUGAUCUAAUGCAUCAUUAUGACACGUAAAGCUGCACUGUGUAGCUUUUCUGUGAACCUCCAUGGAGACAUUUCACCUGGAGUGUUCUGCAGUACGGCAUUCAAAAGGGCAGAUUCUGCUAAAUCGAUCUUUAUUCUUUCAUCAGAAACACACUUGGAGAGGUUUUAGAUGUCAUCCAUGCAUGUUUGAGUAAUUAACCCUCCUUACGGUUAUCUGUAAGAUUUUGUCCAAUGUUCCACCCACAAGCCUACGUCACCCAUGCUCCCACACAGAGCGUAAAGAAGUGGACUAAGGGAGUGUGACGUCACUCAGCUCCACUCAAGCCUGCCUCUAUAUUAUGACAAGGAUUUUUUUUACAGAUAAAAUAGUGAAUAAAAACCCCAGGAUCAUGUAGAGUGGGUUCAUAUGCACAUUUUAAGGCCAAAAUACCAAGGCAGUUACAGAGGAGGAGCCACAAUAUUCCAGUGGAAGUCAAGUGGAGUUAUGGAGAUAUGUUAAAUGCCGUACUGUGGAAUAUUCCAGAGCCCAGGGUUCUGUGCAGAGUCUGAUACGGGUCAGAAACAGGACACACUUCAGGAUUCUUUCACACAAAUAAUAAAAAAAAAAACAGAUCUUUUUAAAUUUCAAAAAGAGGUUUAGGAUUUCCAGUGGUUCAGCUAUUUAUUUAUUAUCUACAAUUUUUCUGAAAAACUUUUGUCUGUUUCAAAAUAAAAUGUGGAAAAAUGUG
This is a messenger RNA of Boleophthalmus pectinirostris (great blue-spotted mudskipper), 6112 nucleotides long. RefSeq names its product zinc fingers and homeoboxes protein 1-like. Gene Ontology annotation, cellular component: nucleus. The record is from RefSeq and is a predicted model, not a curated record. Gene Ontology annotation, molecular function: DNA-binding transcription factor activity, RNA polymerase II-specific; DNA binding. The transcript has 12 exons. Gene Ontology annotation, biological process: regulation of transcription by RNA polymerase II. Bases 1153 to 4206 code for a protein of 1017 amino acids. Lineage: Eukaryota; Metazoa; Chordata; Actinopteri; Gobiiformes; Gobiidae.